AUGGCGUUGAUAUAUAUGUGCACUCGUUUAACCGUCAAUAUAUCUCAGAUUUAUAUGCCCAUGUACAUAACGGAGACGUUGCAUAUGCACAAGGAUUCUGUAGCAAUCGUUCCUCUGGUUGGCUAUAUUGCAGGAUUCUGUACAUCGCUUUUUAUGAACAAUACAAAUAAGUUACUAGGUCGUAAGAGAACUUACAUAGUCGGUAUAUCUUGUACACUUGGGGCAUGCGUGUGGAUCUUUUUCAUCGAUGAGGCGACAUCUAGUCGUGUUUAUGGAGUCGCUGCUCUUAGUGGUGUUGGUGGAUCAACUGCUCUUGUGACGUCACUCGCCAUGACCUCUGAUCUCAUCGACCAAUAUUCUAACAGUGCAGCAUUUGUGUACGGUGCGAUGAGUUUUACAGAGAAACUUGCCAACGGAAUCGCUGUUGUUCUCAUUCAAAGAUACAAUCCAUGUGAGAAUGGUUCAGCUGCCCAUAUGACUCACCACUGCACGGUGUACUAUCGUGAUGUCCUCGUAACAGUCCCAGGGGGUGUGACCUUCAUCUCCCUCCUCGUUCUUCUCAGCACAAUAUCCUCCAUAGGCGGUGGAAGCGGCUGGAAAGGUCAGAAAUCUAUCAAUCAAACCUAA
Messenger RNA from Saccostrea echinata, 627 nucleotides. Its product is annotated as major facilitator superfamily domain-containing protein 12-like. The transcript has 5 exons. Bases 1 to 627 code for a protein of 208 amino acids. Gene Ontology annotation, biological process: carbohydrate transport; transmembrane transport. The record is from RefSeq and is a predicted model, not a curated record. Gene Ontology annotation, cellular component: membrane. NCBI's taxonomy places the organism in Eukaryota, Metazoa, Mollusca, Bivalvia, Ostreida, Ostreidae. Gene Ontology annotation, molecular function: symporter activity.